CUACCAUGUUGCCUGUCCGCCGUUUAGCGCAGAGGUCCACAACGACCCGCUGCGUUCUAAUCUCAUGUCGGGGUAUGCGCACGAAAGGCAGGGUGCGACCCAUGUCCUGGGAAGAAGAAAAAGACCAAGACCACCUCAUCGAAGGCCUGGAGGAGAUCCUCAAGGGAGCCAAGCGAAAACUGGCUGAAGAGGAGAAAGCCCGGACUGUCCCUCAGUUCGUACAAGAACAGAUGAGACCAGGCGCCGCCAAACCCGCGGCCGCCAAGCUCGGGCCCAAACCCCAAACACCUGUUACUUCAGCUUUCAACGACUCGUUAUGGGACGAGAUGAUCAGCAAGGCGGAACAAGCCAGGCUCGCUCCGUUCAAGAUCACGUCGCUGGACGCACUCAAAGCGGCGUACGACGAAGCCGAUAUAGACAUGAACCGACCACCGUAUCCGUCGGUCGACCGACUGAAGCCGCGCCUUAAAGUCGCGUACGAGAUAUACCACUCCAUCCCGCGCAAAAUCGCCAUGAAACGGCUCCACUCGCGCUAACAGUAGCUGAAUCCCUUGCCGGAAAUAGCGUUGUGCCCUCGCAGCCCUCCGCGCGCGCAACCUCAAUUGAGAACGGCGCGGCGAUGCGAGAAUCCUCUAAUCCCUCUGCUCUCCAGCUCCUGUGACUGCGAUUCUUCGAGUGUAUCAUUGGUGCUGUAGUGGCUACGCGGGGGGGACUACUCGGUGCAAGAGGAUAACAGCUGGGAUAGGUGUUCUAACAGGAUAUAUGAGAAAUGAAACGUGUCUUGA
Mycena citricolor is the source of this 785-nucleotide messenger RNA. The record is from the annotation of a GenBank genome assembly. NCBI's taxonomy places the organism in Eukaryota, Fungi, Basidiomycota, Agaricomycetes, Agaricales, Mycenaceae.